Manis pentadactyla (Chinese pangolin) is the source of this 4014-nucleotide messenger RNA. It is a transcript of the gene GTF2IRD2B, whose product is annotated as GTF2I repeat domain containing 2B. Lineage: Eukaryota; Metazoa; Chordata; Mammalia; Pholidota; Manidae. Bases 556 to 3810 code for a protein of 1084 amino acids. Gene Ontology annotation, cellular component: nucleus. The transcript is spliced from 15 exons. The record is from RefSeq and is a predicted model, not a curated record.
UGGGGAGUAAAUAGAGACGAAUGAGAACAGUGCUUUUAAUUGUGUCUGUAACAGUUCUUAAAAAUGUGAAGUGAAUAAGGCAUACUAUGAUAAAUCUGAGCAACGGGCAAAUGGUUUCCAUUAUCCUCUUCUCCUUUCGGCAUACUUAAAUAUCUAACUGUAACAUUAGACUACUUGCUGGAGUGCUGCCGCCAGCUGAUGGGCAGCGCAGGACUGGUUGUCGUCACGGACCCCAUCAAAAGUUUAAGAUAUAUUGUUUACACCAAUAGAGUUCAUAAUAACUUCACGGCUUUAAGGCAGAUUCACCGGUCACUAGAGUUAUGACCUUAUGGCUUUAAAGCUAAAAGUUGCAAUAAUGCAAAAGCAUCAUAGUAAAUAGCAGCAUGAAAGGGCGUCCCCGAAUGCGGAGGCGGCGUCUUGGGGUGAGACAGGAUGCGGGCCAGACACUUCUCAGGGACUGCAAAGGGAUCAGCACGUCGAACUGAGGUCUGAAAGGGGCUGAAAGCUUCCGCGCCAAUCCGUGCGCAGCCCUCCCCGGGUUCAAGCACACCGGAAAUGGCAGCUCCCGCUGGGGGCGCUGCGGACCCGCGAGCCGAGGCUGCCUUCCAGGAAGCCAAAAAAAAAAAAAAAAAGGCGGGGUGGGGGGGAGAAAGAAAAAGGAAGGAUAGUGGCGAGCAGGGUUACGGCCGCCGCCCACACGCCGCGCCCCCGCCUCUUCGCCGGCCCGGCCGCCGCCCUCGGCCCCCGGCCGCUCCCCGGAGGCCCAGUCCUCGGAGCCCACGGCUGGCCGGACGCUGUCCGCUGGCGGGGUCCUCAGGGAUCAUGGCCCAAGUAGCAAUGUCUACCCUGCCUGUUGAAGAUGAGGAGUCCUCAGAGAGCAGGAUGGUGGUGACGUUCCUCGUGUCUGCCCUCGAGUCCAUGUGUAAGGAACUGGCCAAGUCUAAGGCAGAAGUGGCCUGCAUCGCAAUGUAUGAAACAGACGUCUUUGUCGUGGGAACUGAGAGAGGACGUGCAUUUAUUAAUGCCAGGACAGACUUGCAGAAGGACUUUGCAAAAUACUGUGUUGCCAAAGGGUCGCUUGAGAUGAAACCCCCAUGCCCUGCACACGAGGUGCAGAUAGAGUCAGGGGAAAAGGAAAUACUCAGAAAAGCAGUCGAAGACUAUUUCUGCUUUUGUUACGGUAAAGCCCUGGGGACGACAGCAAUGGUGCCUGUUCCGUAUGAGAAGAUGCUGAGAGACCAGGAGGCUGUGGUGGUAGAGGGGCUUCCAGAAGGAGUGGCUUUUCAACACCCUGAGAACUACGAUCUGGCCACCCUGAAAUGGAUUUUGGAGAACAAAGUGGGGAUUUCAUUCAUCAUAAACAGGUGGCAGGCUCGACCCCCUCAUACCAGGCAGCUCAUUUGCAGAUACACUGAUAGUUUAACUCAGGGUUUAUUAAUGAUGUCUUGCUACACUUUGCAGCUGGUUUUUCAGAUGUUUAAUCUUUCUCGUGUGUCCAUGUUGGUUUCUUGCAGACCUUUCCUAGGUCCCGCAAAUCAGCUCGGUGGGCCUGUGAUGGUUCCAGAUGCUGAGAGAUCAGCGACAUCACUGAAUGAAAGUUGUGGCCCUGUCAAUGUGAAAAGUGAACCCAUGGAAGAUUCUGGCAUUUCCAUGAAAGCAACAACUAUCUCAGUCAAGAAAGAAUCAGAAGAUUUUAACUACUGUCAAUAUAAUACACAAGAAAGCCAGCACUCAGCGAGCGGUGAAGUAAUAGACAUGGAAUUACCAAUGGAAGAUUCUACUCAGCUUGUCCCUUCAGAACCGAGUGAGGACCCCGAAGCUGAGGCAAAAACUGAAGGAAGCAGAAAUUCACCCCAUGUUACUGCAGUAGGUGUUGAUGAUCUUAACAUCGUUCAGGUAACAAUUCCAGAUAAUGAGAAGGAAAGAUUAUCAAGCAUUGAAAAGAUAAAACAACUGAGAGAACAAGUCAACGACCUCUUUAGCAGAAAGUUUGGCGAAGCAAUUGGAGUGGAUUUCCCUGUGAAAGUUCCUUACAGGAAAAUCACAUUCAACCCUGGCUGUGUGGUCAUUGAUGGCAUGCCCCCAGGGGUGGUAUUCAAAGCCCCCGGUUACCUGGAAAUCAGCUCCAUGAGAAGGAUCUUGGACGCCGCAGAAUUUAUCAAAUUCACAGUCAUUAGACCGCUUCCAGGCCUUGAGCUCAGCAAUGUGGGAAAAAGAAAGAUAGACCAAGAGGGCCGUGUAUUUCAAGAAAAGUGGGAGAGAGCAUAUUUCUUCGUGGAAGUGCAGAAUAUUCCUACAUGUUUAAUAUGCAAGCAGAGCAUGUCUGUGUCAAAAGAAUAUAAUCUGCGACGCCAUUAUCAAACCAACCACAGUAAACACUAUGACCAGUACACCGAGAAGAUGCGUGACGAGAAGCUUCAAGAGCUGAAAAAAGGACUCAGGAAGUACCUCUUAGGGUCAUCAGGAAUUGUGUGUCCUGAGCAAAAACCAGUGUUUGCAAAUGCGAGUCCAAAUGAAAAUGCUGCUGUGCAGCCUGUAGAAGAUGUGGCUGGGAACUUAUGGGAGAAAUUACGUGAAAAAAUCAGAUCAUUUGUGGCGUAUUCUAUUGCAAUCGAUGAGAUCACAGAUAUAAAUAAUACCACCCAGUUGGCCAUCUUCAUCCGGGGUGUCGAUGAGAAUUUUGAUGUGUCAGAAGAACUUUUGGAUACAGUGCCCAUGACAGGUACCAAAUCUGGAAAUGAGGUGUUUUUGCGUGUUGAGAAAAGCCUUAAAAAGUUUACUAUUGACUGGUCAAAAUUAGUAAGUGUGGCCUCGACUGGCACCCCUGCAAUGGUAGAUGCAAAGGACGGACUUGUUACAAAACUGAAGGCCAAGGUGGCACUGGCUUGCAAGGGCUCAGAUCUGAAGUCCGUUUGUUGCAUCAUUCACCCGGAGUCACUUUGCACUCAAAAGUUAAAGAUGGACCACGUCAUGAAUGUGGUCAUUAACUCUGUGAACUGGAUAUGCUCCCGUGGACUGAACCACAGUGAGUUCACAACUCUGCUUUAUGAACUGGACAGCCAGUAUGGCAGCCUUCUGUACUACACAGAGAUCAAGUGGCUCAGUCGUGGGCUGGUGCUGAAGAGAUUUUUUGAAUCGUUGGAAGAAAUUGAUUCCUUCAUGUCAUCCAGAGGAAAGCCCCUUCCUCAACUGAGCUCUCAAGAUUGGAUCAAGGACUUGGCCUUCCUCGUGGACAUGACAAUGCAUCUCAACACUUUGAACAUCUCUCUUCAAGGUCAUUCACAAAUCGUUACGCAAAUGUACGACUUGAUUCGGGCCUUCCUAGCCAAACUGUGCCUUUGGGAGACUCACUUGGCCAGGAAUAAUCUGGCCCACUUCCCCACGCUGAAAUCAGUUUCCAGAAAUGAAAGUGAUGGCCUGAUAUACAUUCCCAAAAUUGCAGAAUUAAAGACUGAAUUCCAGAAGAGGUUGUCCGAUUUCAAACUCUAUGAAAGCGAACUGACCCUGUUCAGCUCUCCUUUCUCCAUGAAGAUCGAGAGUGUACAGGAAGCACUUCAGAUGGAGGUUAUUGAUCUGCAGUGCAACACGGUACUGAAGACUAAAUACGACAAGGUCGGAAUCCCAGAAUUCUAUAAGUACCUCUGGAGCAGCUACCCGAAAUACAGACACCACUGUGCAAAGAUGCUCUCCAUGUUUGGGAGCACCUACAUUUGUGAACAGCUGUUUUCCAUUAUGAAACUGAGUAAAACUAAAUACUGUUCCCAGUUAAAGGACUCCCAGUGGGAUUCCGUGCUUCACAUUGGGACCUGAGUGAGACCAGCCAUGCCCAUUGGGCAUAAGACCAGACCCCUCCAGGCCCCAGGGAUUGUGAGACAAGAAAACGAAUUCUUAAACAUUUCUGUGUUUCAGUUUUUUCCACUGUGACUCAGAAAUAUACUUUACAGUAUCACACCUGUUUGUAUGACGUUUUAUGCUUCACUGUAGUCCAGUAAAAAUCAAGAAACUUUUAUCGUA